Messenger RNA from Elaeis guineensis (African oil palm), 781 nucleotides. Lineage: Eukaryota; Viridiplantae; Streptophyta; Magnoliopsida; Arecales; Arecaceae. The record is from RefSeq and is a predicted model, not a curated record.
UAGUUUCAAUGCCAUCGCAACCGCUAACUUCCUAGUCUCGACACCUUCGUGCACGGUUCCACUUCCUCGAACCCACUUCCCGACGACGCCGCGGUAUCGGCACCCCUCUCCCAUAUAUACGUCCCUCUAUCCUCUUUCUUGCGGCACUAUUAUAUCUCACCUUUCCAUCUCUCCCUCGUCCCUUCUCGUCUUCAUCUGAUGGCUCGAAUCCUCUCCCAAACCCUAAUUCAAGGUCAUCCAUCCCACCUCCUAUCCGCCUCCCGAUCCCCUCUCCUCCCCCUCUCCGCCGCCCGUUUCGUCAGCCUCCGCGGCCGCUCCCACCGCUCGGAGAGGGACCUCGAGGCCGCCGAGUCCGGCGAGGGCGAGGUCGAGGUGGAGGUCAUCGGCGUGCGCCGCCUCGAAGACGCCAUCCACAGCAUCAUCAUUCGUCGAUCCGCCCCCGACUGGCUCCCCUUCAUCCCUGGCUCCUCUUACUGGGUCCCGCCGCGGAAGCAGGCUCACCGAGUGGCCGAGCUCAUCGAGAAGCUCGCCAAUCCGUUGACGGAUGAGGAGACCCUCUCCGUCAUGACGAACCGAGGGUGGCCGUCGUCAUCCCACUUCCUGGAAGGAAAGCAUCCAUCUUGAGGGUUUCUUGAUUUAAUUUGUUGGUUGUUUAUCAUCUGGGAGUAUCAGUGUUUCAUCUGAUUAUCCGCAGAUAUGUUUCAGGUAGGAUUCUCUCUCCUCAAAUCUUCAUUCUGUCAAGUUAUGUGUUCAUGCUCACAACUCCAAAGUUUUUGAUCUA